GGGGGGCGCGGGGGCGGCGCUGCCGCUCGGCGCUGACAGCCACAUGCCGCCCUGCCUGAAAAGGCUGCGAGGCGCCGGCGGGGAGGGAGAGCGCGGGCAGACGGCGCCCCGGCCCCGGCCCCAGCCCCGGCCCCAGCCCCGGCCCCGGCCCGCACCGCCGCCGCCGCCCCGGGGGAUGCCGAGGCGCCGGCCCCGCGGGUCGCCCUAGGGCAGAGGCGCUCGGCCGCGCCGCCCGCGCGGGAGGCGGCAGGAGCCCCGGCGCUGCCCGUCGCGAGUGGGGCGACCACGCGGCGCGCCCCGGGCAGCCAGCGAGGCGGCGCGGGGGGGGGGGGCGCUUUAUUUCGGUUUUAUCUUUUUUUGACUGUUUCCUCCGAAGCAUGGAUACGUUUCUUCUCGCGUGGGGAUUUCUAGCGCUGUGCUUGCCCGGCUCCGCAGGCGCGGGGGACGCAGCUCAGCCGUGCGGGGGCCGCCUCAACUCCAAGGACGCCGGGUACAUCACCUCGCCGGGCUACCCCCAGGACUACCCCUCCCACCAGAGCUGCGAGUGGGUCAUCUACGCCCCCGAGCCCAACCAGAAGAUCAUCCUCAACUUCAACCCGCACUUCGAAAUCGAGAAGCACGACUGCAAGUACGACUUCAUCGAGAUCCGGGAUGGGGACAGCGAAGCGGCAGACCUGCUGGGCAAGCACUGCGGGAACAUAGCACCUCCUACCAUCAUCUCCUCCGGCCCCUCUCUCUACAUCAAGUUCACCUCGGACUACGCCAGGCAGGGCGCCGGCUUCUCCCUGCGCUACGAGAUCUACAAGACAGGCUCCGAGGACUGCUCCAGAAACUUCACGGGCUCCAACGGCACGAUCGAGUCCCCGGGCUUCCCCGACAAGUACCCGCACAACCUGGACUGCGUGUUCACCAUCAUCGCCAAGCCGAAGACGGAGAUCCUCCUCCACUUCCUCAUCUUCGACCUGGAGCACGACCCGCUGCAGGCCGGCGAGGGCGACUGCAAGUACGACUGGCUGGACAUCUGGGAUGGCAUCCCGCAAGUCGGCCCCUUGAUCGGCAGGUACUGCGGCACCAAGAUGCCGUCGGACAUCCGCUCCACCACGGGCGUCCUCUCGCUGACUUUCCACACGGACCUGGCGGUGGCCAAGGACGGCUUCUCCGCGCAUUACGAGCUGGUCCAGCAGGAAGUACCGGAAAACUUCCAGUGCAACGCGCCGCUGGGGAUGGAGUCCGGCCGCAUCUCCAACGCCCAGAUCAGUGCCUCCUCCACCUACUCAGACGGGCGGUGGACACCACAGCAGAGCCGGCUCAACAGCGAUGACAACGGCUGGACGCCCAAUGUGGACAGCAACAAAGAGUACCUCCAGGUGGACCUGCACUUCCUGACGGUGCUCACAGCCAUCGCUACGCAGGGCGCCGUCUCCAGAGAGACGCAGAACGGCUACUACGUCCGCACCUACAAGCUGGAGGUCAGCACCAACGGGGAGGACUGGAUGAUGUACCGGCAUGGCAAAAACCACAAGACCUUCCAGGCGAACGAGGACGCCACGGAGGUGGUUCUCAACAAGAUCCACAGCCCGGUGCUCGCCCGCUUCGUGCGCAUCCGUCCCCAGAGCUGGCACAACGGCAUCGCCCUGCGGCUGGAGCUCUACGGCUGCCGCAUCACCGACUCGCCCUGCUCCAACUUGCUGGGGAUGCUUUCCGGCCUCAUCCCCGACGCGCAGAUCUCGGCCUCGUCCAUCAGGGGCUACGACUGGUCCCCCAGCAUGGCCCGCCUGGUGAGCAGCCGCUCGGGCUGGUUCCCGCGCGUCCCCCAGGCCCAGCCCGGCGAGGAGUGGCUGCAGGUGGACCUGGGCGUCCCGAAGAACGUCCGGGGCGUCAUCAUCCAGGGGGCUCGCGGAGGUGACAGCGUGACCACCGCCGAGUCGCGCUCCUUCGUGAAGAAGUUCAAGGUGGCCUACAGCAUGAACGGAAAGGACUGGGACUUCAUCCAGGACCCCAAAACGAUGCAAGCCAAGCUUUUUGAGGGCAACAUCCACUACGACAUCCCCGAAGUGCGGAGGUUCGAGCCCGUCCCGGCGCAGUACGUCCGCGUGCACCCGGAGAGGUGGUCCCCCGCGGGAAUCGGGAUGCGCCUGGAGGUGCUGGGCUGCGACUGGACAGACGUGAAGCCCACUGCAGAGACGCUGGUGCCCACCCUGAGUAGCGACCUGACCACCACCCCGUACCCGACUGAGGAAGAGGCAACCGAGUGCGGCGACAGCUGCGGAGAGGAGGAGGAUUUCCACCUGCCUGCAAACUUCAACUGCAAUUUUGAUCUCCCUGAAGACCUCUGUGGUUGGUCACACGACUUGGAAACGGGUUAUACAUGGUCUUUUCAGCCUACGAGCACCUGGAUCGGCAACGCAGAACCAAGCCCCGAGUCCAUGCCUGACGGCAGGGGAUACCUGCAGCUGCAGAGCAGCGGGAGGAGGGAGGGCCAGCGUGCCCGGCUCCUCAGCCCCACCGUCUACCUGCCCCGCAGCGCCGUCUGCAUGGUCUUCCGCUACCAGGCGUGGGGCAGCGGCGGGGUGAUGCUGCGCGUGUGGCGGGAGGCCAGCCAGGAGAGCAAAGCGCUGUGGGUCAUCGCCGAGGACCAGGGGGACGAGUGGCGCGAGGGCCGCAUCAUCCUGCCCAGCUACGACGUGGAGUACCGGAUCGUGUUCGAGGGGCUCAUCCGCAGCGGCCACCCGGGAGAGCUGGCCCUCGACGACAUCCGCUUGGGCACCGACAUCCCCCUGGAGAGCUGCAUGGAACCCAUCACGGCUUUCCCAGGUGAGAACUUCCACCCCCCAGUGAACUUCCCAAGAAUGGAGGAUGACUUUCCCAUCCCCGAGCAAGGUUUUGAAGACAACGACGAUCAUGAUUACUUUGGAUCGGAUAGGAACGACACACUGUUCUCUACUAACUCUCCAGGAACCCCAAAGCUGGACAAAGAAAAGAGCUGGCUCUACACCUUGGAUCCCAUCCUGGUCACCAUCAUCGCGAUGAGCUCCCUGGGCGUCCUCCUCGGGGCCAUCUGCGCCGGGCUGCUGCUCUACUGCACCUGCUCCUACACCGGCCUCUCCUCGCGCAGCUCCACCACCCUGGAGAACUACAACUUUGAGCUCUACGACGGCAUCAAGCACAAGGUCAAAAUGAACCACCAGAAGUGCUGCUCGGAGGCCUGACGGGCCGCCUCGGGAUCUCCCUCAACGCCGCGGUCCGGUGAGGUGGGCUGGUGGGGAUGACUUUUUAUUCUUGCUGUUUUCUACGGGAACUGAAUGCCAUAAUCUCGAGCGACCCGACCGGGAGUAGCGAGGGUGCGGGGCGGCGCUGCUCCUGCCACCGGCCACGACCGCGAGGCCCCGGCCAGCGGGUCGCGGUCGGCGAGGACUGGAUGGGCGUUUUCACGACCUGGACUGUGCGGGGCGAGGCGGGGAGCCGAGACCUUGUUUGUUGGUUCAUCUUCAUUUUCUGCUGGCGUGAGUGGCUGAGCCGUGGCGCGGGAGGAUGGGUUACCCUUCGGAUGUGAGAAACUAGAUGUUGGUUGUUAUUUCCCACUUCCUUUCUCUGAUAAGUUGCUGAGAAGGCUGAGGGAUUUCUUCAGCUGUCCUGUCCUUAGAAAUAACACACACACACACAUACACAGCCCCUGUCCAUUUUAGACCCCCAUCCAGAUACUGUUUUGGCUGUAGGGAUUUGUGCACAUCAUGCUAAACCCAGGAAGCUGCAGUUCCCAGUCCUGCAGAUGGGAGCAGGUUGUUGCCUUUGGCUUUCCUUCUCCUGGCAGGGGGAAGGACACGAUGCAGGUUUGAGUGUCGAUGGCAACAACAGCGCUUUCUGAAGUCAUUAAGAAGCAAAAUGGAAAGGAAACCCUAUGUGUAGAAGCACCUCUUUGAGAGAAGCUGAAGAGCCUUAAAGUGAUUUGUGAAUAAGAGCCAUUUAUUAAAUCCAGAUCUUGGACUGAAACAGCUGAGGCCUUCAUCAGGAAGGCCUUGCUCUGACUCUCCCCACCCCUCUUGAUCCUGCCCUUUUUUCUUUUUUCUUUUCUUUUUUUUUUUUUUUGGUAUAAUGAGAAAAGUGCAGCAAACAAAAGACACGGUCUGUCCGCUUCCCAAAGCUCGGGCUUUUGGAAAGGGGGGCUCCACUAGGCGCUGACCUCGAGGCACACGGCAGAGGCCUCGGGAGCGGAGGGCUGGGAAGACGGACCGCGGCGGGACGCUGAGCCCCUGCACACCGGCCGGGGCCGCUUGGCCCCGCGGUGCUCCCCUCUCCCCACAGCUGCGGGGUCCUGCCAGCGCCGGCCUCUUCUCCCCUCCAGAGCAGAGCUACACUGCUUCGGAUCAGUAGCAAAAACCUGAAAUCUGAUUUAUGAGCUACAUUUUUUGUUGCUGUUUUUUACUUUAAACAAGUGCCUUAGAAGUAUUUUUCCUCCAUCCGAUGAUCAGUGCUGUAUCAGACAAGUGAGGCCUUCAUCCUUCCCCGUCGUUUCGCUGUUCUUCACUGGAUCUCUACUGGGUAGAGCCUCGCUGAAGAAGUCUUAUCCUUCUACUUUCAAGUGGUCUGGCUAUAUUGUCUCGCAGUCGAUACCUCUCCGCCUAGGAGUGUUGUGAAGACAAUUUAAUGGAGAAAAAGCGUUCAGACGCUGGGCCCCAAACGAAUGCCUUCAUUUCCCAUUUAGUACAGGUGGAUUGGCCAAAGCAGCUUGCACAUACAUAAGCGAGAACUUUCCCCGCACAUUGGGUUUGUUUUUUUUCAGGAGCUCUUUGGGAGUACCUGAAAUGUCCUGAUUUUACAUUAGCAAACUAUUUUGGGUUUGGGAUUGAUGGUUUUUUUUUUCCCCUCCUUGCUAACCAUGGAGCGCUGAAGGUGCAGUGUGACGCGGCGUCCAGUUUGCGCAGUCCCUGCAGUAGGUCCUCCAGGAGGGCAGGUGUUUGGGGAGAUGUGAACAUCUGGAGAGGAGAGGAGCGGGGGCAGUGCCGCAGCCGUUCGUCAGGGCACUGGGAAUAGGAAAAGCGUUUGUCUGGUGUUUCAUGAAAAGCUCCAUCGGACAGCAAGCUUUUAGGGGUUAAAAAAAAAAAGCCCUUAUCCACUCUAAGCAACGUGCAUGUGUUACUGCUGAAGCAGAUACUAGCAGCUGUGUCAUCAGCACAUCCACAUUUUCUACACGCAGAGACUCACACACACAAAAUCCUGUGUUUUUUAAUUCUCACUGUGUGCCCAAGAGAGACGGCAGUGGAAGUAUCUCCGAUCCUCCGUGCGAACCACCUCCUUCCUUCUGGCAUUCCUCCCGUACGAAGGGCAUUCGAGGGGGUUCUCACGGCGCGAAGGAGGCGCCCGCGUAAGGCGAAACGUGCCAGACCAUUUCGAAGCCGGAUUGCUGCUACUCUAUGAUCUCACCCCCUCCCAGGCACCCGAGAGGGGAAGGAUGAAUGGAAAAGGACCAUACCGUAGAAAAGUCGACUUAGGCAAACAAUAGGUGAAAGUAUAUAAUUAAAACGGUGACGUUAUGGUGUCUAGUAGGCGUACAGAGAGCAGAGUUCGUAUAUUCGUAUAUCCAGAAGUAGUGUGUUUGCACACGCGCGUGAAUUCGCUGUCUGUAUUGUGUCUGUGACUUAUCCCGUGGGACUGACUCGUGUUCAUGUACCUUUUGACCUGGGGCAGGAGCAUACUGCUGAUCUUGGCGCUAACUCGGCACGGCUUGCCCGUUCCCCGCUGGUUAGUACAGGGACCACGCAUGUGCACUUACCGGGCAGGAGCAGGCCGAAAAUGCUGCAAAGCCGAUACCUCACUUACCUCUGCUGGGUGCUUUACUGUUCUACUACGGAAAACUGUGUUUGAUUGUAACCUUAACAGGGAGAAAAAAAAAAAAAAAAAAACACAAGUCAGUGCAUUCAAUUCAUUGCAUCCUCCUCUGCAACUGUAUUAGGUUCACUGAUCGCAAUUCCCUUUGUGAAAUUCAGAAAAAAGAAAAAAAAGAAAGAAAAAAAGCAGUCAGUGUUAAUGCCGUUGCUGAAAUCUGCUGUUGCCUCCACACCCUGCCGCGGGUGAGGACGCGCUGCGAACAGGCAGGCUGCAAUACGGAGCGAUUUCGCUUGGUGGGAAGGUGCCGGGGGUGAGCAUGGGAAUCAAACCAUUAAGAAAUUAUGUGCAGAAAUGGAACUUCUCCAAGGUCUGCAGUUCGAGGUGUUUGACCGUUCACUGGCUGAGCCAGGACUUAUGGACUUAAAGAGCUUUUACUGUGAUUCUUCAGUGUAAAAAAACAAAACAAAACAAAAAAAAAAUCAAACUGUGUUUAUAUGAUUUGUAUAAAAACCUUUUAAAAUUACUAUUUAAUAAACAUUAUGGUAGAGAUUA
This is a messenger RNA of Dromaius novaehollandiae (emu), 6378 nucleotides long. RefSeq names its product neuropilin 2 (gene NRP2). Gene Ontology annotation, molecular function: vascular endothelial growth factor receptor activity; semaphorin receptor activity. Gene Ontology annotation, cellular component: plasma membrane; axon; postsynaptic membrane. The record is from RefSeq and is a predicted model, not a curated record. The coding region runs from base 378 to 3209 and encodes 943 amino acids. Lineage: Eukaryota; Metazoa; Chordata; Aves; Casuariiformes; Dromaiidae. The transcript has 17 exons. Gene Ontology annotation, biological process: vascular endothelial growth factor signaling pathway; angiogenesis; axon guidance.